Zea mays is the source of this 2874-nucleotide messenger RNA. RefSeq lists its product as uncharacterized. The record is from RefSeq and is a predicted model, not a curated record. Bases 306 to 1754 code for a protein of 482 amino acids. The transcript has a single exon. Lineage: Eukaryota; Viridiplantae; Streptophyta; Magnoliopsida; Poales; Poaceae. Gene Ontology annotation, molecular function: zinc ion binding; nucleic acid binding.
GAUGGAGCCAGGGUAUUUCACCACUUGCUUCAACCCUAAUCCAUUCACCGCAGAUUCUUCUCCCUGUCGCGACCUCUGACGAUGCGGUCUCCAAGUCCAGGUUAGGGUUUGCUCCCGACUUUGUGGGUUCGCACUCUUUCCCCCACUGCGCCGCUUUCCUCUCGUGUCUUUGGUCGCUCCCUGUCUCCUCUCGAUCUGAUUUCCAUGGAGGUUGGUGCGUAACUUCCUUUCGCCCCCCGGUGCCUGAAGAAGAGUGGCCUCGGUUGGGGUCGGGUGUUGUCCGCAAUAGCAAGAAUCUUGGCGGGAUGGAUCCGAAAAACAAGAACAUCCCCAAUCCCUCUUGGGAUCGCUGGGGACAGAAAGAUUAUGCCCAAGGUUCCCAAUCUUGGAAUCGGAAUCGCAAUCUUAGCUGGAGAUUGAAACCGCAGAUGGGAAAAGCUGACCCCCAAGAGGGAUUGAUGUCUUCUUCCUCGGGUGAUGGCACUCAAUCUGGUGAUCACAUCUUGUCUCCUACUUCUUUGAAGAAAGAACUUGAUCUUGCUCGUCCCGCUUUUUGCCAAAAAUGCGGAGUUGAAGGGCAUCAUGCUAGAAAUUGUUUCAAUGCUUUAUGGUGCGAUAUUUGCCGUAAGGAUACUCAUGUUACAGCUAGAUGUGUGCUACCAAAGCAGAGUAAACCUAAUAUGCCCAUAGUAGGUAUGGCAGCUGAUGGUCUGGGGUUUUAUCUCUCUCACUUCGCUAAACCUAUUUCCAAAAAACCAAAGAGGGUUUUCAUUGGAUUGGUUAAAGUGAUUGAGGGUUUAGUGUCUGCUGAGGAUCUGGCGAAAGACUUUGGUUUCCAUUUUCCUUGGGGUAAAACAUGGAAAGCUACCAAAUGCCACUCUAGUUUUUUAAUGCAAUUUCCCUCUCAAGAACGUCUUGAUGAGAUGAUGAGUUUUCCUGAACUGAAGAUGAAGAUGUCUGGUGCUAAGAUCGCAGUUGUCCCGUGGAGCUCUCAUGCCAAACCUAAAUCUAGGUUGCAUACGGCAUGGAUAGUUGCUGAGAAUGUCCCUGAAGAAUUACAAAAUUACCAAUCAAUUUGUGAAACUGGUUCCAUGAUUGGUGCUGUUGAGGAAGUUGAUCUUAUGUCUUUGGAUUAUGAAGAUAUUGUAAGAUUUAAAGUCCACAUUAAGAGUGUUGCUAUGAUCCCGCCAGUUGUUGAAGUGGUUGUGAAACCUUUUUUAUAUGACAUCUACUUUAGAAUUGAAUCCAUCAGUGAUGAAGGAUGGAACGAUGAGACAAUUAAUCUGGGUAAAAGAGCUUCUGUUGAUAUCCAUGGGAUUAAUGAUCCGAUGUUUGACAAAUCUGGGAAAAAACCCAGAAAUGAAGAUGAAAUUGGUGAUGAAGACCCAUUGCCUAAUUUUAGGGUGGGUGAGACCUCCUCUCAAGGCAAAGAAUCCUUUAAAAAAUCUGAAGUUUUCAUAGAUAGUUCUAAAGACAAACCAGGUGAUGGGCUGAGAUUGGAAGAUCUUAGUGAUGAGAAAGUGGAUUUUGAUCCCAAUGAAGAUGACCUGUUGAGUUCUCAAGAGUUAGAAGAAUUUGCAAAAGAUAUGGAAGAAAUGCAGACUGACUUCCAAGCUAAAGUGGGUGAGGUGAUCUCGAUUCCCUCGACUAAAGAUGAAAAGCAGGAUCUGGUGGGUAAAAAAUCAAGCGAGAUUCAGAUGUCUACUACUGAAGGCAUAAAAAAGCUCAAGAUUGGAGAAGAACGAAGAUAUUAAGGUGGUAGACAAGGCUAUUUUCAGAGCUGAAGCUAAGGCCGCCUUCCUCAACAAAUGUAUGUCCAACAAUCCCUUCUCUUUACUUAAUGCUAGUAAUGAGGAUUUGUGUGAUAUUUCUAAUAAACUAGGAGUUUGUUUGGGUUCUUCUGAAUCCACGGUUAUGGCUAAUCUUGACUUGAUAAGAGACUUAGAAAUGUCCAGAAAAAUUCUUGCUAUUCAAUCAUGUGGAAUUAAAAAAACUGAGGAGCCCAUUGUUGAUGAUUUAAAUGAAGUGGACAGUAGUGUCCAUGCUGAUUCUGAGAAAGAGAUUGAAUAUGAUCUGUUGGAUGUUAUGGUCCUGAGAAAAGGGAGAAAAAUUAAACAUCGAAAGAAUCAGCAAAAAAAAGCUUCCCCUAAAUUUAGGUAUACACCUAAUAAAAAGAGGGAAGCAGAGAAGUUUUAUCUCCCCCAGACCCCUACUGAUGAUAGGCCUCAUUUGGAAUUGUCAGGGUUUAGGGAUUGGUUCUAAGGUCCAGUUUCUGAAAGAACUCAUUAGAGAUGAGAAAAUCGACUUUAUUGGUUUGCAAGAAACUCAAAGGAGUCAUUUCAGUGAGUCUUGGUUGACUUCGCUGGCUGGUAGUAAACCGUUUGCCUGGUUUUCUGCCCCGCCUAAUGGUAGAUCUGGUGGUUUGUUAGUGGGUUUUAAUACUGAUGUAUUUGAUGUGAGAGAAAAUGAGAUUGGUGAAUUUAUGAUUCACACCUUGAUUUUUCAUAGAGAAAAAAUAUCAUCUGAAACUUUGUUAAUGUGUAUGGUGCUGCUCAGAAGGAGAAUAAAUGCAGAUUCCUGUGUGAACUCUCGUCUUUUUGCUCGAGAAGUCGUGCUCCUUUGCUCGUGGGAGGUGAUUUUAAUAUUAUAAGAAAAGCGGAAGAGAAAAACAAACCUGGAGGUGUUAAUAAGUGGAGCUUCCUUUUUAACAGUAUCAUUGAGCAAAAUGGGCUUGUGGAGUUUGACUUGAACAAUAGGUUGUUCACUUGGUCUAAUAAUCGGAUUGACCCCACUUUUGAAAAGUUGGAUCGGUUUUUGGCUAGUCCUGAGUGGGAUCUUGCUUAUAAUAAUAUCAAUGUGCGUGGUUUGAGUAGA